Messenger RNA from Penicillium malachiteum, 1347 nucleotides. RefSeq names its product Paf1-complex subunit LEO1. Bases 1 to 1347 code for a protein of 448 amino acids. The transcript is spliced from 3 exons. Gene Ontology annotation, biological process: positive regulation of transcription elongation by RNA polymerase II; transcription elongation by RNA polymerase II. Gene Ontology annotation, molecular function: RNA polymerase II C-terminal domain phosphoserine binding. Gene Ontology annotation, cellular component: nucleus; Cdc73/Paf1 complex. NCBI's taxonomy places the organism in Eukaryota, Fungi, Ascomycota, Eurotiomycetes, Eurotiales, Aspergillaceae. The record is from RefSeq and is a predicted model, not a curated record.
AUGUCUUCCGAUGAUGAGUCUGUCCACCGCCCAGGUCGCAGAGGCGGCCAGAGUCCCAUGGGCGACGACCAUGAUUCUGACAAUGGGAACCAGAGCCCAUUUGGAGCUGGAGAUGAUGAUAACGAUGCUGAUCUGUUUGGAUCUGACGGGGAUGACGAUAGAAUUGACAAUGAUCGACCUCCCCGUACUCUAGAUGACGAGCAGCUGGACUCUGGAGAUGAUGAGAACCGCCAUGAUCGUACUGAAGAUCGCAUGGAUGAGGCCGACGAUUAUGGGUACCCGGAGACAGUCAAUAUCAUGGACAUGGGCCUUGCGCGUGCGCCAGUACCCGAGACCAAUGAUGGCCAGGUCUAUACUAUGCGAGUCCCCGAAUUUCUCUCGAUCGAAGCCGAAGAGUUCAACCCUCAGACCUACGUUGCGCCUGCAUACUCUACCGCCGCUACAUCACUCUGCUGGCGCAAAGAUCCCAAGGAUGGUUCCCUGAUCCAGUCAAAUGCACGCUUCAUCCGCUGGAAUGACGGUUCCAUGACCUUGCAGCUUGCGUCCUCCCCUCUUGAGCAAUACCGCCUCGUUACCAAACCCCUAGUCCCUCUCAACAAGGCCGGAGAAUACGAUACAAAGCUCGACUCCCACGUUUACCUCGGUGCUGCGAUUGAAACCGCCUCUAUCUUCCGAUUGACUUCACAUGUUACACACGGUCUGACUGUUCUCCCGACUACCUUGGAAACAGAUGACGCGGUCCUGAAGCUCCAGGCUUCCUUGGCUGCUGCUGCUCGUGGUAGUAAGCAGACUGCUGAUGGCUCUUUGCCGGUUAUCGAUAUGAAGGAAGAUCCAGAGAUGGCCUCCAGGAAGGCCGAGAUGCUGGAACGUGAGGCCAUGCGUGCUGAGCGCCGUCGUCAACAGCUUGCGGAUCGCGAGGCUGAUCGUGGUCAGAAAAGAGCAGCACCUGUUCCUCGUGCGGCUAUUGGUCUUCUUGGCGCUCUUGAGACUGAAGGCAUGCUGGGUAGUCGUCCUCGUGCUAAGCCUCGUCGUGUUAACCGUCGUGGCGAGAUCAACACAGAUGAUGAGGAGGACUACGGUCGUGGUGGCCGGACUCGUGAGGAUGAGUAUGAUGAGGACGAUGGCUUCCUGGUUGGUAGUGACGAGGAUAUUGAGGAAGAUGCCGACGAUGACGAUGACGAGGUUGAGCUGGAAGAUGAGGAUAUGGAUGCUGAGGGUGAGGUUGAUGAGGAGGUUGCUCCUAAGGCAUCUCGCAGCAGACCCUCAGAACCAGAGGCUCGUGCUGGUACACCUCCAGCUCGUAAGAAGCAUCGUUAUGUGGUGGAUGACGAGGACUCUGAUGAGUGA